Messenger RNA from Metarhizium acridum CQMa 102, 1233 nucleotides. RefSeq lists its product as uncharacterized. The record is from RefSeq and is a predicted model, not a curated record. Gene Ontology annotation, molecular function: FAD binding. NCBI's taxonomy places the organism in Eukaryota, Fungi, Ascomycota, Sordariomycetes, Hypocreales, Clavicipitaceae.
AUGAGUUCCGUUGCAAAGCCUGUCAUUAUCAGCGGUGCUGGAAUCGUUGGUUUGACCCUUGCUCACGGCCUCAAAAAGGCCAACAUACCCUUUGAAGUAUACGAGCGUGACGACCAUAUUGACGCUCGCGGUCAUGGCUGGGCCAUUACAAUUCAUUGGGCACUACCGUUCCUCGUUGAGCUUCUCGAUGAUGCCACCAUUGAGGCAGUUGAAAACGUCCAAGUCGACCCAGAGGUUGGCCGCAACGACAACGGCAACUUUCUCUUCAUCAACCUUGAAACUCUAGAUUCCAAAUUCCGCAUCCCACCCAACAAGCGGCGCCGGGUCAACCGCGAGAAGUUGCGCAAGGCUCUCCUCCAAGGUGUCGCGGAUCAUGUAAGAUGGGGGAAACGGUUAGACAACAUUGAGCUAGCCAAUGGUGAGGAUGGGGGCGUUCGCGCUCACUUCACAGACGGUUCUUCCGUAGAAGGGAGCAUGAUUAUCGGCGCCGAGGGAACCAACUCUCAGACAAGAAAGUUUCUCGUGCCGGAUAACUAUAGAAACCACCAACUUCCCGUACGGUUCAUAGGUGCUGCGGUAGACAUGACCCCGGAACAGGCCAAGCCUCUACGCGACAUUGACCCUUUGCUCUUCCAGGGCUGCCAUCCCGUGACCGGACAUUUCCUCUGGGUAUCCAUGAUGGAGUCUCCCGAAGUGAACGGCACAAAGGGGACAGAUAACGAGCGGUACAGAGUUCAGAUCAUCACAUCGUGGAUGGUCAAGGGCGGAAAGGACGAGGUCCCGCCCAGCGAUGCCGAGCGUGUCGCCGAAAUGAAGCGACGUGCCACUGGAUUUCACCCACUCCUUCGCCAAGCAGUCGAACAGAUUCCGCAAUCAGCACCAGUACUGGAAAUCACACUCCAAGACUGGCCAUGCUUCGACUGGGAUAAUCGUGACGGCCGGGUGACGCUCGUGGGUGACGCAGCACAUGCCAUGACCAUGUAUCGCGGUGAAGCUGCCAAUCACGGAAUGCUAGACGCUUACAACCUCGUUCAAUGUCUCAAAAAGAUGUAUUCUGGCAAGGUAUCAUGCAAGGCUGCCAUUGACGAGUAUGAGGAGGAGAUGAGAGAUCGUACGGGCGGUGAGGAAGGGGCUGUCAUGUUGAGCCGACAGGCAUGUUUGGAUGCGCAUGACUUUCAUGGUUUGAAUGAGAAGUCGGCAGUGUUGAAGAGACGAGCGAUCAAGGCUAGGUGA